Molecule: messenger RNA, 1000 nt
Organism: Populus euphratica (Euphrates poplar)
Lineage: Eukaryota; Viridiplantae; Streptophyta; Magnoliopsida; Malpighiales; Salicaceae
Exons: 2
Coding region: 81-755 (224 amino acids)
Source: RefSeq, a predicted model, not a curated record
UUUUCUUGGAUAAAGAGUUGCAUUGAAUUGAUCUUUAAAAAUUCCCCUGGGAGGCCCCUAACAAAAAGUGAGGAGUCUGGAUGUCUGGCCAUGAAGAUGCAAGUUUGACAGCUGGAACAUUGGAUACCUUGAAUGGAUAUUGUGGGCAAAAGUUUAUGUCAGUAGAAAUUUUUGACAAAAGCCAACCUAUUAGAUAUGCUUAUGGUGAGCCAAAGGUGAUGCCUGAAGUGCCUCCUGAAGGCAUUAUUACAAAGGGAGCACGUGCUGCUGAAUAUGAUAUCGUGGAAGUUGCAAAUGAAAGGAUCACACACCCAAUUUCUGAUCUAGCACCACAGGAUGGAAGGAAAAGACGAGUUGACAACUCAUCUUUGGAUAAUUCUGUUGAUUCUCAGCUAGGGAAAAGUCAGAGCAAUAAGAAAAGGAGGCAAAAAGAAAUUGCCAGUGCAAAUUUAUCUGAAGAUGCUAUUAACAAUAGUAUAACUUGGACCCGGGAUGCUGUUUGUAAGGAUGAGGAUGCAGCUGAAGAUGCAGAUGUACUUAUAAUAGACAAAAUCAUUGAAGUUUCUGAAGUGACUUGUGAAAUAACUGAUGGUGCUUUUGCUAAUCAAGAAAAACCAACGCCCGUUCAAAUUCUGAAAAGACAUCCAACCCCAAUACUGGUACAGGCAGGCAGGUUUCGGAAGUGUCAAAGGAGCAUUGUGUGGGAAAUGUUGGAAAUGGCUCCAAGUAAAGUCAGGCAACUCACAAUGCUUUAAAUAUUCUCUAUCACUCGAUGUUGUAUGGGAAUACACGGCUUUAAGUUUCAUUAUUUAAAUCAUCUCUAUGAUCAAUUUUGUGAUUUAUUGUGUGGUCUGAUUUUUCUUUUUAGUUUGGGCAUGAUGGUGUAGUGGUCUAAAUUUCUCAUAGUUGAACCUUGGAUGUCUGCGUCGAUUUGGAUUGAGUUUUCUAUGCUGCUGGUAUCACCUGCAAGUUUUGGAUGGUUUGCUAUGAAAAUUUUAGA